Salvia splendens (bonfire salvia) is the source of this 1188-nucleotide messenger RNA. RefSeq names its product fasciclin-like arabinogalactan protein 19. Lineage: Eukaryota; Viridiplantae; Streptophyta; Magnoliopsida; Lamiales; Lamiaceae. The transcript has a single exon. The coding region runs from base 37 to 1017 and encodes 326 amino acids. The record is from RefSeq and is a predicted model, not a curated record.
CUGAAAUCUCAACCGCUUCUCUCUCCACAAACUGCCAUGGCGUUUCUCUUCUCCUCCGCCAUCCUCUUCCUCCUCCUCCUCUCCUCCGCCGCCAAUUCCCCCACCAGAACCCGUGAAUUCGACGACAUGCUUCAAUCAAUCCGCAGCUACGGCUACACCCUCUUCACCAACGGCAUCGCCACAUCCGAUCUCAAAUACGAGCUCCUCUCCGCCGUCUCCAACUUCACCCUCUUCGCCCCCCGAGACGAGCUCCUCUACGCCCUCGACAUGGCCGCCGACGCCUCCUUCUACGUCAGCACCCUCCGCUACCACGUCAUCUCCAGCCGCCACACCUUCGCCGGCCUCAAGAACCUCUCCGCCCCCUUCCUCGACACCCUCCUCCCCGACUACGCCGUUUUGAUCGGAAAAUUCCGCGACGUCGACGCCGACAGCGACCGCGCCUCCGUCGGCCUCAUCGUCAACGGCGUCCGGAUCGCCUACCCGGACCUCUUCCUCGGAUCCAGAAUCGCGGUCCACGGAAUCGAAGGAAUCCUCCUCACCGGACUCAACAUGAGCCGCGAUCUCGAAUACGGCUCCGGGCAUUUCCCGCCGAUCGGAUCUCCGGCGCCGGCGUUCCACCCAAUUCCUACCCCGCCGUCGAAUGAAUCGGAUAUUCCGGCCGAUAUGCCCAAUUCUCCGACUCCGUCACCGGCGCCGGUAAUCGGGAAUAUUCCGGCGAGGGGGAUUCGGAAGGCGAAGGCUCCGGCUCCGCCGGCGUCUACUUUUAUUGGGAUUAUUCCGGCGAAGGGGAUUCAGAAAGCUGAUGCGCCGGCUCCGGCGGGGGCUGGGAAUAUUCCGGUGCCGGAGACUGACCGGAAUGGUGUGCCGGCAGCGGCGUCGCGGGAAUGGGCUGCGACGCCAACGAUCUCGCAGGAGCAGAUGGAGAAGAUGAAGAGGCUGGGCAAGAAGACGCCGGGGAAAAGGCUGCGGAAGGGGCGGCGCCGCCCCCGGAGGCGUAAGGAGCUCCGUGAUCUGUAAACUGCAUGGGCUGUAUUGGAAUAAUCCAGAUAUCUUGGGGUCAAUGUGUGAUUUCUUGGAUUUACAAAAUAUUUAGUGUUUCUCUUCCUUUCAAAAUGCUGCUGAGUGUGAAUUUUUUAGGAUAUUGAUCACUAUGUUCAUCUAAAAUGUUGCAUCCUCUUUCCAUUUUUA